AUGUCCGCCUGGGUCAUUUGGGGAAAACUGUUCAGAAGAGUGUCCAUCGGGAUUUAUGGUCACUUUUGUGAGGAAAAAUGCACAUGUGAUGACAACUGUGAUAAGGAAAAUGGCUGUGUUCAAACAACAAAUGAGACAGAGACGCUGCACUCCAAUGAUAGGGAGUUACAGAUAACAACAGAGUUGCCUGACUGUCAAGAGAAAACUCCAUGCCUUCCGUUCUACCCCACAAUAGUAUACAUGGUAGUGGCAAUAUCAGUGGAAGCAAUAGUCAUCUGCAUGCUGAUUGGAACAACUAUCUUAUUUGCCAGGUCAAGGGCACACAGUUGGAGCUUAUAUUCUUGUCCUCUUCCGGCAAAUACUAUAUCUCUGGAAACACAACAAGAGGACGAUUAUACCUUAUUACCGGAUAGAGUUCAACUUCCUUCCUGCGUAAUGAAUGAAAGAUAAUUAAAAAAUAUCAACAUUUUACUCAACAAUGGCAAGAA
This is a messenger RNA of Saccostrea cuccullata (small rock oyster), 488 nucleotides long. RefSeq lists its product as uncharacterized. Bases 1 to 450 code for a protein of 149 amino acids. NCBI's taxonomy places the organism in Eukaryota, Metazoa, Mollusca, Bivalvia, Ostreida, Ostreidae. The transcript is spliced from 4 exons. The record is from RefSeq and is a predicted model, not a curated record.